GUGUUGAGAAAUAAGAACAUUUUAUCAAAAGUUUUGACAACUCGGAACUAUCGCUACUUUGUAAUGCAGCCCUACAAUCAAAAAUAACGGCGCGCGGAAAAAUCUGGCGUCGCUUCAUUUUACAGAUCUUCAAUUGAUAAUAGGAAAUUAAAAGAAAAUAAAAAUUUGUUAUGGAAUCGCGUUUGCCAAAGCCUACGGGUCUGAAAAGGCCCACGCCAGCAAUAAAGCCAAUUUUACCAACUGAUCGAAUAAAGGCGUCCACCAACAGCAUCAGUGCAAAUACAACAAUGCAGCCUCUUUCCAGAGACUUGCAGAACAUUCCGCAAGCAAUGAGGCGCUUUGGAGCACGCGCCGCAUCUCCUGAGGCAUCGAGUGCAAUACAGAAUCGAGUGAAAUUGCGACGCAGUCGCUCGGUGAAUGACAUUAACGAAUUACGGCGAAAUAAUAAGCGCCCAGGCGCACCCAAAAUGCCAAGCAUACCAUGCAAAUUCCAGCGAUUUGGCAAUAGUAGCACAACAUCAAGUACGAGUAUGACCGCGUCAGCAACAGCAUCAGUUGCAGUUACGCGUGUCGCAACUGUGCCAGUCAAACGUCCCCCUCCAGGAACUACAACAACAACAGCGCGUACAUUGCUGCGUUCGACUUCGACACAGUCGACCAAACCUAAAGCAGGCGCGGGUGCGGGCGCAGGCGCAACCGGGAGCAGUUCGACAGUUGCUGCACCAAAGCGCAUUGCUCCCUACGAUUUUAAGGCGCGCUUUCACGAUUUGCUGGACAAGCACAAAGUGCUAAAGGCGAAAAAUGAGAAGCUACUGGACGACAUGACCGACCUGGAAUCGCUACCCUCGCAACUGGAAGAAACGCAGGAUAAACUCAUUGAGACCCAGACAACGCUGAAGAACACACUGACCCAUAAGGAGUGCCUGCAGCGUCAGGUCAAUCAGCAAACCAGUAAAAUUGAGACAAUUACUGGCACACUAGGUCGCAUCAAUUGUGAACUAGAUCUGCUAAAGACCACACAUCAGAAAAUGAAAAGCCAACAUGAUUCGCUUUCCGCGGAGGUAUUGGAGCAGCGCGAUCAGAUUGAAAUGCUCAUCCGCGAGAAAGAGCAGCUAACUGCCGAGAGAGACAUAUACAAGGAGCAGCUCUUCCAAUCGAACAUGGACCGAAAGGAGUUGCACAACACCGUCAUGGAUUUGCGUGGCAAUAUACGCGUCUUCUGCCGUGUUCGUCCGCCACUGGAUUAUGAGUUGUCUCGAUUAUCCUGCACUUGGACGUAUUACGACGAGGCUACAGUGGAGUUGCAGAGCUUGGAUAGUCAGGCUAAGAACAAGAUGGGUCAGCAGAUAUUUACCUUCGAUCAGGUGUUCCAUCCAAAUUCGCUGCAAGAGGAUAUUUUCGCAUCAGUUGCACCAUUAAUUCAAUCCGCUUUAGAUGGGUACAACAUAUGCAUAUUUGCCUACGGCCAGACGGGCAGCGGCAAGACAUACACGAUGGACGGUGUGCCAGAUAAUGUGGGCGUUAUUCCACGUACUGUCGAUCUACUGUUUGAAUCGAUCUCAACCUAUCGUAAAACGGGCUGGAAAUAUGAGAUUAAGGCGACAUUUUUGGAAAUCUACAAUGAGGUACUUUACGAUCUGCUGAGCAACGAACAAAAGGAGAUGGAAAUUCGUAUGGCCAAAGGUGCGAACAAGAAUGACAUCUAUGUGUCCAAUAUAACUGAGGAAACUGUCACGGAUCCCAAUAAUUUGCGCCGGCUCAUGGACUUGGCCAAAGCGAAUCGUGCCACGGCAUCCACAGCGGGCAAUGAGCGUUCGUCACGUUCGCAUGCGGUCACCAAGCUGGAGCUUAUCGGCUACCAUGCAGAGAAGGACGAGAUGUCGGUGGGCUCCAUCAAUCUGGUCGAUUUGGCUGGCUCAGAGUCGCCAAAGACCAGCGUCCGGAUGACCGAAACCAAAAACAUAAAUCGUUCCCUCUCGGAGCUAACAAAUGUUAUAUUGGCACUGCUUCAAAAGCAGGAUCAUAUACCAUAUCGUAACUCAAAGUUGACACAUUUGUUGAUGCCAUCGCUUGGCGGCAAUUCCAAGACACUUAUGUUCAUCAAUGUGUCACCGUUUCAAGACUGUUUUCACGAAUCGGUCAAAUCACUGCGCUUUGCCGCAUCCGUCAAUUCGUGCAAAAUGGCCAAGGCCAAGCGGAAUCGUUACUUGAACAAUGCCUCAGCGUCCAGCAACACCAGUUGCUAAAAUUAGCCACUGAACAAUUCACAUUCACGUUUUUAAUGAUGUCUGCCGACAGUUUUAACAUGUAUAUUCCCUUUUUAUAAAUUCACAAUACGCACCUAAAUUUUUUGUGUUAUCACGUAAAUUAUAAAUGUAAACUAAUAAACUUUGAACAAAUA
Messenger RNA from Drosophila grimshawi, 2401 nucleotides. RefSeq names its product protein claret segregational. NCBI's taxonomy places the organism in Eukaryota, Metazoa, Arthropoda, Insecta, Diptera, Drosophilidae. Gene Ontology annotation, molecular function: microtubule binding; microtubule motor activity; ATP binding. The coding region runs from base 171 to 2246 and encodes 691 amino acids. Gene Ontology annotation, biological process: microtubule-based movement. The transcript is spliced from 3 exons. The record is from RefSeq and is a predicted model, not a curated record.